Molecule: messenger RNA, 1023 nt
Organism: Cydia fagiglandana
Lineage: Eukaryota; Metazoa; Arthropoda; Insecta; Lepidoptera; Tortricidae
Product: UV excision repair protein RAD23 homolog
Exons: 4
Coding region: 2-865 (287 amino acids)
Source: RefSeq, a predicted model, not a curated record
GAUGAAAUGCGUUUUUGUAAGCUUUAUUAUUGUAACUAUUUUAAUAAUCCAAUCCCGUCAACAUUUUAUAACACCACUUCAUCAUUGUGUUCUGGCUGAAAUCUGCAACCACACACGGUUAACGGUUUGCGGACAGGAUAAGAAGAAUUCCGAACUCCGGAUUUUCAACGACGAAUGUGACUUGUUUGAGUUAAAUUGCGACGGUCAUAGAGACUUCGUACCAGUUAAUUAUUCAGAAUGUUUUCAACAAAUAAAAAACAAAAUGCCAGUAGAUAUUUAUAGUAGCCCAAGAAGAUAUAAUAAAAAUAUAUUGCAGAAUAUGAAUGAAGAAAGGGUGGAAGCAAAGACGACGGUUACUUUGAAAGGGUUUCGGUUAAGGAAUCCAACAUUGUGGCUACCUGAAACCACUGUUACUCUUACUACGACCCCUACUACUUCUACGACUCCUGCUCCUACUACUACUACUCCUGCUCCUACUAUGACUACUCCUACUACUACUCCUGCUCCUAUUACUUAUCCUGCUCCUACUAUUACUCCUGCUCUUACUAAUACUCUUGCUCCUACUACUACUCCUGCUCCUACUACUACUCCUGCUCCUACUACUACUUCUACUACUACUCCCGCUCCUACUACUACUCCUGCUCCAACUACUACUACUUCUAUUGCUACUCCUGCUCCUACUACUACCCCUGCUCCUACUACUACUACUCCUACUACUACUCCUACUCUUACUACUACUACUACUACUACUACUCCUACUACUACUACUACGGCGAGAAUAUCUACAGUCAUAUUAAGAAAGGAGACGGUUUGGAGAAAUGGAAAAUUAUAUAUGAAAUUAGUAAAAGGUCUAAUACCCACAUGAAUAUCCUCAAAUUACGAACGAGUUGGGUGGAUAUAAUAUAACUAAUAUAAGUAAUUGAUCUUUAGAGAUCCUCAUAACAAACACUGUCAAUGUGCGAUAUUUUAAUAUUAAAUGUAUACAUGGCUAUUUAUUAUUUUAGUACCUACCGUAAUUAUCGG